Molecule: messenger RNA, 1655 nt
Organism: Coffea eugenioides
Lineage: Eukaryota; Viridiplantae; Streptophyta; Magnoliopsida; Gentianales; Rubiaceae
Product: high mobility group nucleosome-binding domain-containing protein 5
Exons: 8
Coding region: 412-1461 (349 amino acids)
Biological process (GO): ribosomal small subunit assembly; rRNA processing
Cellular component (GO): CURI complex; UTP-C complex
Source: RefSeq, a predicted model, not a curated record
GAAAAGACGGAAAAAUCUGUUCAGAGAAAACGUUGGUUCUCCUGGUAAAGAGCCCUAAAUCCUAAUUACUCCUCCGCUGCAGCAUUCUUCUCUGGCUGACUUUACCCAUCCUUUUCCGCCGCUUUCGGCCCUGCCACCGGGGUGACUUGCCGCCUAACGUGCUCAGCCUCCAUUGACCUCGAGUCCUCGACCCGGUGCCCCAAUUUCCCCCGCCCAGCAAAAAGUCCUAGGCAGAGAGCGAAGAUCUAAAGCAAAAAAUUUAGCUAAUCUCCGCAGAGUUUGCAAAGGAGGCAAUUUUCCACCUUGCAGCAGUAACCAUUGACUGACUAGAACUCAGUUGUUGUCUCCUGGUACUCGUUGGAGAGAAUCAACAUCCAGCUCAACUUGUGACUGAGAGUAAGAGCGGAUAAUAUGUCCAAAGUGAAGGAUAAAAAGAAAAGGUUGAGAUCUGUGGCACAGCACACAGGCAAUACUGAUGAGGCUUACAAAGUUGAUCAGCCCAAUAGCAAAGAUGAACUGGGAGAGCAUGAAGACAAUCAUGCUAAGAGAAAGUUGAGGAAUAAGAAACGAAAGAAUAACCAGAUAGCUGAAAGAGAAAGUAUUGACAGGGACAAGACUUUUCAUGAAACAGAAGAUGGAUUAGGUGAACAAAAUGGCAUAUCCGAUGAAGUGCAAGAAAAUGAGAAAAGAAAACUAAAGAAAAAGAAGAAUAAAAAGGAAAAGAAAGCCCGGUUCAGCAACAUGAAGUCUAUGGUUGAAGAUAAUUCUGAGCGACAGAUUGAUGGAUUAGGGGAACAAAAUGGCAGAUCCAAUGAAGUGCAAGAAAAUGAGAAAAGAAAAUUAAAGAAAAAGAAGAAGAAAAAGGAAAAGAAAGCCCAGUUCAGCAACGUGAAUUCUAUGGUUGAAGAUAAUUCUGAGCAACAGAUUGGUAAGUCGAGAGAAAAUCAGAAUAAGGACUCUAGAUCAUCAAAUUUGGAGGAGAAUUUAAUACAGAAGAGAGAUGCUGAUGCAGAUGAGAUCUAUGAGAUUUCUUCUGGGGAUGAAGACUACUCAAAAGGAAUGAAAAAAUGGAUUAUGGAAUACCAUCAGCGAAGACCAGGAUUAAAAGUACUACAGGAAAGAAUUGAUGACUUUAUAACUGCUCAUGAGGCACGGGAGGAGCAGGAAAGAAAAGAAAGAGAAGCCCUUGCUGCUGAAGAUGGAUGGACUGUUGUUACUCAUCACAGAGGCAGGAAAAAGACAACAGAUACUGAAACUGGAGUAACUGUUGGCUCUGUUGCCCAGGCUGCUGUUCUCGACAAAAUGGCCAAAAGGAAAAGUAAAGGAGUGGGGCUAGAUUUUUAUCGCUUUCAGAAAAGGGAAGCACGGAAAAAUGAGAUUUUGUUGCUGCAAGACAAAUUUGAACAGGAUAAAAGGAAAAUACAGCAAUUAAGAGCAGCGAGGAAAUUCCGACCUUAUUAAGUGCUUCUAUUAUGUAUUUCUAGGAAAUGCUUUCUUAAUUUAUUUGAAGUCGCAACGUUUUUAAAAUCCAUAGAAUGUGCGUCAAUAGAUAUCAUGGAACUGAUUUUAAUCUGUAAAGGAUGGAGAACAGGAAAAACAAAUAAGCUGUCUGAAUAUGAUUUUUGUUGUCACUGGAAAUCAUUAAUAAUUUUUUU